AUGUUUAUUUCCGUGAUCUUCCCAUUAACCUUUGCUUUUUUUUUAUUUUUCGUGUUUAUAAAAGUCGGAAAAUCGUCAGAAAAUUCAGUUCCCGUUAAACCCGAAAAGCUUCGUCAAGCAAAGAUGAUAAUUGCUUCUUUCGUUCUCGCCAUCACCGCCUUGCCCGCGAUUGCCAUUUUCUGCGGAGGAAAGAAAGGAGCCGGUGAAUCUAAAGAAAAGCCAAAGGAGGAUGUGUAUGAGGAUUUGGCACCAGGAGAUAAGAAGUAAUACUUGUGAACUGACAGAAUGCACAAUCGAGCAACUUCCUGUCAUUUCUAUCGUACAUGUGAAUUGGUAUUAAUGAAAUAUUUGAUUG
Molecule: messenger RNA, 355 nt
Organism: Caenorhabditis elegans
Lineage: Eukaryota; Metazoa; Nematoda; Chromadorea; Rhabditida; Rhabditidae
Gene: C17F3.1
Product: Lipoprotein
Exons: 2
Coding region: 1-267 (88 amino acids)
Source: RefSeq, marked reviewed